Molecule: messenger RNA, 966 nt
Organism: Oncorhynchus nerka (sockeye salmon)
Lineage: Eukaryota; Metazoa; Chordata; Actinopteri; Salmoniformes; Salmonidae
Product: splicing factor 3A subunit 2-like
Exons: 1
Coding region: 1-966 (321 amino acids)
Source: RefSeq, a predicted model, not a curated record
AUGAGUUAUAUACAUACCAGCCAGAACACAGCUAUCCACCCUAGCAUCGCUAUCCACCCAUUUAGCAUCGCUAUCCACCCUAGCAUCGCUAUCCACCCUAGCAUCGCUAUCCACCCAUUUAGCAUCGCUAUCCACCCUAGCAUCGCUAUCCACCCAUUUAGCAUCGCUAUCCACCCAUUUAGCAUCGCUAUCCACCCUAGAAUCGCUAUCCACCCUAGCGUCGCUAUCCACCCUAGCAUCGCUAUCCACCCUAGCAUCGCUAUCCACCCUAGCAUCGCUAUCCACCCAUUUAGCAUCACUAUCCACCCUAGCAUCGCUAUCCACCCUAGCAUCGCUAUCCACCCAUUUAGCAUCGAUAUCCACCCUAGCAUCGCUAUCAACCCUAGCAUCGCUAUCCACCCAUUUAGCAUCGCUAUCCACCCUAGCAUCGCUAUCCACCCUAGCAUCGCUAUCAUCACUAGCAUCGCUAUCCACCCUAGCAUCGCUAUCCACCCUAGCGUCGCUAUCCACCCUAGCAUCGCUAUCCACCCUAGCAUCGCUAUCCACCCAUUUAGCAUCACUAUCCACCGUAGCAUCGCUAUCCACCCUAGCAUCGCUAUCCACCCAUUUAGCAUCGAUAUCCACCCUAGCAUCGCUAUCAACCCUAGCAUCGCUAUCCACCCAUUUAGCAUCGCUAUCCACCCUAGCAUCGCUAUCCACCCUAGCAUCGCUAUCCACCCAUUUAACAUCACUAUCCACCCUAGCAUCACUAUCCACCCUAGCGUCGCUAUCCACCCUAGCAUCGCUAUCCACCCUAGCAUCGCUAUCCACCCAUUUAGCGUCGCUAUCCACCCUAGCAUCGCUAUCCACCCAUUUAGCAUCGCUAUCCACCCAUUUAGCAUCGCUAUCCACCCUAGCAUCGCUAUCCACCCUAGCAUCGCUAUCCACCCUAGCAUCGCUAUCCACCCUAGCAUCGCUUCACACUGA